Messenger RNA from Hermetia illucens (black soldier fly), 777 nucleotides. RefSeq names its product inosine triphosphate pyrophosphatase. Gene Ontology annotation, cellular component: cytoplasm. The coding region runs from base 115 to 675 and encodes 186 amino acids. Gene Ontology annotation, molecular function: nucleoside triphosphate diphosphatase activity. The record is from RefSeq and is a predicted model, not a curated record. Lineage: Eukaryota; Metazoa; Arthropoda; Insecta; Diptera; Stratiomyidae. The transcript has 2 exons. Gene Ontology annotation, biological process: nucleoside triphosphate catabolic process.
AGUGCUUAAUGACGCGCGGCGAAUAUUGUUAACCUCAAUACAUAUUGUAAUUUUCCUGUUCCUGUCCAAGUUGAUCGCUUCCAAGAGGUUUAGGUUCCCGAGUUGCUGCGGAAAAUGUCUAGAACCGUGACAUUUGUUACGGGAAAUGCGAAAAAAGUCGAAGAGCUUGUGGCAAUUCUCGGUAGUAACUUCCCAAGGACAAUAGUUCCCAAAAAAGUCGACCUGCCAGAAUUGCAGGGUGAAAUUGACGAUAUUUGUAUUAAAAAAUGCAUGGAAGCUGCCAAACAAGUUCAAGGACCUGUACUCAUUGAAGAUACUUGCCUUUGCUUCAAUGCAUUGAAGGGUCUACCAGGUCCUUACAUUAAGUGGUUUUUGGAUAAACUUGGACCAGAAGGGCUUCACACAUUGCUAGCUGGACACGCUGAUAAAUCUGCACAAGCGAUAUGCACUUUUGCGUUCUCUGAAGGUGUAGGGAAAGAGGUGAAGCUCUUUCAAGGUCGUACCGACGGAAUAGUCGUAGAACCGAGAGGCCCUCGUGAUUUUGGCUGGGACCCCUGCUUCCAACCUACGGGAUACGAUUUUACUUAUGCUGAACUGCCAAAGGAAGAAAAGAAUAAAAUAUCUCAUAGAUUUAGGGCUUUAGAUAAGUUAAGAAAUUAUUUUCUGGAGAGCUGAUAUUAAAACUAAAAGGUGAGUUCUAGAAUAGACAGUGGAAUGGUCUUUUUUUCCCAUUCUAGCUGAUGAAUAUACGUGUAUUCCGUGACACAAAUUGAGAAA